UUAUCUAUGCACGUGUCACGGACAUCUAUCAAAGCAAAGUGACAAGUUUUGAACACAUUUUGAUGAACAAGAUUAUGGUAUUACGUUGGUAGCUGAUCAGUGGUUGUUAACGAUGAUGCAGGCGACUCCCAUACCACCUCAGUCUACAUUCCCUGAGGUUGUGAAGCCUACACCAGAGGCAGCUGAGAGUCAUGAGGAACCUACACUCACUAUACAGGAAGACGAACGAGGAGACGGAUCACCCGCACCACCAAAGGAUUUACAAAGUCCACAAGUCCCACUACUCAACGACUUGCUGCCACUCGACAGGCUGCAGGUCACGAAGCGGCUCCGAGUCAGGAACGUGCUGUUCCUGCGAGGGAAGAAGAACAGGUUCUUCGUGAAGAACACCGAUCAGACACUGAUAUAUACCAUUGAAGAGGAGAACAGUUGGUGGGUAGGAUAUUUCUGCUACGGUCUACGUCCCCUCGAGCUGAGGGUCAUGAACGAGCAGGGGAUAGAGGUGAUGAGGGUACACCGGCCAUACUCCUGCACGGCCAGGAUGUUUCCCUGUCAGCUGCAGCACUUGCAAAUAUACUCGCCUCCUGAGCAGCUGAUUGGCAGCGUCGAGCAACAGUGGGCAGUCCUCAGACCCAUAUACAAAAUCAAAAACAGUGAUGGUGAGACCCUGUUUCGCAUAACUGGUCCGUACGUGACGCUGAGCUGUUUCCGCGACGUGCACUUCCAGAUAGUGCGGCCUGAUGGCACGGCGGUGGGCUCCACCUGCAGACACUGGCAGGGCCUCGCGCAUGCUCUCAUCUUCGCACCAGUUUCUGACAAAUUCGGCCUGAACUUCGACCAAAAUAUCUCAGUAGAAGAGAAGGGUCUACUCCUGGCUGCCGCCCUGCUGAUGGACUACAUGUACUACGACGCGUGAUGUACCUGCACCAGGUGCAUCUACACUGCGCUGCACACCGUGCCUCCUCUACUCGUGCUUCUAUUGUUCGUGCACGUCGCGGUUUGUGGUCGCAUACAGCACGCGUCGUGGGUAGGUGUCUACCUGUUGUAGAAUCAUGCUAUAGAUAGAGGACUUUACAAAAGGAAUGUCGAUCACCUGUACUUGUACGCUUUUGUUAAUAAUAAAUAAAGUUUUUAGUUCGAUAAAA
Messenger RNA from Spodoptera frugiperda (fall armyworm), 1145 nucleotides. RefSeq names its product phospholipid scramblase 2-like. Lineage: Eukaryota; Metazoa; Arthropoda; Insecta; Lepidoptera; Noctuidae. Gene Ontology annotation, cellular component: plasma membrane. The transcript is spliced from 6 exons. Gene Ontology annotation, biological process: plasma membrane phospholipid scrambling. Bases 113 to 916 code for a protein of 267 amino acids. Gene Ontology annotation, molecular function: phospholipid scramblase activity. The record is from RefSeq and is a predicted model, not a curated record.